GCGACGCAACACGUCAACAGUGAGCCGGCGCCGGUUGGGUUUAGGUGGUUUAGGUAUUUCAAUUUGUGGGUCCAGUUAGGGUUGUUGACUACUGCAGAAAAUCUCAUAUUAUAAAGUCAUGGAGUCAAUUGUGUCAUUACCCUUCAAGCUUCUAGAAAUCCCCAACCUUAAGCUGAAGAAGCCAUCAUGGUUUAAACAGCCUACAGCAAUGCAAAUGUUUGCAUUCAUUCUCGUUUCUUAUUUUAUGGUAACAGGAGGCAUCAUUUAUGAUGUUAUCAAUGAGCCCCCCAGCAUUGGAUCUACUACAGAUGAGCGAGGACAUUCAAAACCUGUGGCAUUCCUGCCCUACAGAGUUAAUGGCCAGUACAUCAUGGAAGGCCUGGCGUCGUCGUUCCUGUUCACCAUGGGCGGCCUCGGCUUCAUCCUGUUGGACCGCACCCACAACCCGGCCACGCCGCGCAGUAACCGUAUGAUGCUGAUCGGCGUCGGCUUCUCCUGCAUCCUCGUCAGUUUCGCCUGCUGCUUCACCUUCAUGCGCAUAAAACUGCCGUACUACCUGCUUUCGUAGAGCACAACGCCCACCCGUCGGCUACAGCCGACGAACCUGCGCCACGCCACGCCAGACCCAAGUGACAUUACCGCUCCCAGGAGACCAUAGGCAUCCGGCCUGCAGGAUUUAACCCGUCACACUGGUCGUGCGGGGUCGAUGGGUACGUGGACUGUCUGCAGCGGUGAUUCGCGGACCAAUGCGUGCGUGAUAUUCGACACCCCACUUGUAACUCGCCAGCGGGCUGUACGGCCGAGAUGUAUAACCACGGUGAUACGCCUCGGCCACGAAGAUUGAUGGUGGGUGUACAGGGGCGCGGGAACUACUUUCCGACUGGGGGGGCACACCAUAAUAGAGAUUAACCUAGGGUACCCCCAAAUCUAGUUUUCUCACCGGUUUUAGGCCACUUAUUUUUCACCCCUCGGCUUUUUCAACAAAAAAAGAAAACAUUUGCAAAAAAGUGUGGUAUUCCGUCUCAAAGCUGUGGGGGCACCGCCCCCACGGCCCCAGAGUUGGGGGGGCAAGCUGCCCCCACUGCCCCCCCGGCUCCCGCGCCUAUGUGGGUGUAGGUCGUGUCUGCUGUGUGCAGCCAGACCUGCCUCUGGCCAAAGUGAUACCGUUCGCGACAAUCUAACAUCCGGCUUAGUGCGGCGGAACGGCGGUGACAGGCACACCAGUGCUGAAUGUAAUCCACCAUGGCUCCAUUAGAAGUGAUGUUGUCUGUUCUCUAACGAAUUAUUUCGGUGGAUGAUUGUGGGACGAUUGAAAUCACUGCAAAGGUACGGUUGGUUUCUUCUGGGCCAUGUCUCAUCCGCUUUUUCCCCGGUGUCCCACUCCGUGUUUAGACGAGUGAGCUGUGCGCGUGCGGUCACAGAAUACGCUGGAUUGAUCCACUUUUGCUACUGCCAUGGGUGAAUAAACACGACAGCACAAAGA
This is a messenger RNA of Amphibalanus amphitrite, 1483 nucleotides long. RefSeq names its product oligosaccharyltransferase complex subunit ostc-A-like. NCBI's taxonomy places the organism in Eukaryota, Metazoa, Arthropoda, Thecostraca, Balanomorpha, Balanidae. The record is from RefSeq and is a predicted model, not a curated record. The coding region runs from base 119 to 568 and encodes 149 amino acids. The transcript has 4 exons. Gene Ontology annotation, cellular component: oligosaccharyltransferase complex.